ACAUGGCAGGAGUGGCACCAGAGGGAUCUCAAUUUGAUGCUCGUCAAUAUGAUGCUAAGAUGAAUGACCUGUUGUCGACAGAUGGUCAGGACUUUUUUACAUCAUAUGACGAGGUCUAUGAUAGUUUCGAUGCCAUGGGGCUUCAAGAAAAUCUUCUGAGGGGCAUUUAUGCUUAUGGUUUUGAAAAGCCUUCUGCAAUUCAGCAGAGAGGAAUUGUUCCCUUCUGCAAGGGACUGGAUGUGAUUCAGCAGGCACAAUCAGGGACAGGAAAAACAGCAACUUUCUGUUCAGGAAUUUUGCAGCAGCUUAAUUACGAGCUGGUUGAGUGCCAAGCCUUGGUUCUUGCCCCAACUCGAGAAUUAGCACAGCAAAUUGAGAAGGUCAUGCGAGCACUUGGUGAUUACCUGGGUGUAAAAGUUCAUGCCUGUGUAGGAGGAACCAGUGUGCGUGAGGAUCAACGGAUUCUUUCAAGUGGAGUCCAUGUUGUUGUUGGUACUCCAGGUCGUGUAUUCGACAUGUUAAGAAGGCAGUCUCUUCGGCCUGAUUAUAUUAGGAUGUUUGUUUUGGAUGAGGCAGAUGAAAUGCUUUCACGUGGUUUCAAGGAUCAGAUCUAUGACAUCUUCCAGCUUCUUCCUUCGAAAAUCCAGGUUGGGGUUUUCUCUGCCACAAUGCCUCCUGAGGCCCUCGAGAUAACCCGCAAAUUCAUGAAUAAACCUGUGAGGAUCCUUGUGAAGCGAGAUGAGCUCACCCUUGAGGGUAUUAAACAAUUUUAUGUCAAUAUUGAGAGAGAAGAGUGGAAGCUCGAGACUCUCUGUGAUCUUUAUGAGACUCUUGCAAUCACUCAGAGUGUCAUCUUUGUGAACACCCGGCGCAAGGUUGACUGGCUCACGGACAAGAUGAGGAGCAGGGAUCACACGGUCUCAGCCACACAUGGAGACAUGGAUCAGAAUACCAGGGACAUUAUAAUGCGUGAAUUCCGAUCUGGCUCCUCCCGUGUUUUGAUCACCACUGAUCUCCUUGCCCGUGGUAUCGAUGUCCAGCAAGUCUCACUGGUCAUAAAUUAUGACCUGCCAACCCAACCAGAGAACUAUCUCCACCGAAUUGGACGAAGUGGACGUUUUGGAAGGAAGGGUGUUGCGAUCAACUUUGUCACUCGUGAUGAUGAAAGGAUGUUGUUUGAUAUCCAGAGGUUUUACAACGUGGUGAUUGAGGAGCUGCCAUCUAAUGUUGCAGACCUUCUCUAGAGGAGUCUCCAUCGGAGCAUGGUAAUUAAUAUCAGUGCCUUUCUAGGUGUUCUUUUUCAAGAAUUAUUCUUUUAAAACUUUGAACAUUUUGAGUGCUAUGUAUUGGGACCAUUUGAAUUGAUGGUGAUCUAGAGCAAAUUGUUGUCUAUGCCAUCUUUUUGGAAAUUUUGUAGCAGCUAGGUUGUGCUUUAUUUGUCUUGGUAAACCUUAAAAGAGGGAAACGUUAUGGAUAAUAUUUAUCAGACAUUGAUUGUUCUCAAUUUAUUUUGAUGAGGCACUUCACA
This is a messenger RNA of Elaeis guineensis (African oil palm), 1528 nucleotides long. The record is from RefSeq and is a predicted model, not a curated record. Lineage: Eukaryota; Viridiplantae; Streptophyta; Magnoliopsida; Arecales; Arecaceae.